This is a messenger RNA of Acanthoscelides obtectus, 370 nucleotides long. The record is from the annotation of a GenBank genome assembly. NCBI's taxonomy places the organism in Eukaryota, Metazoa, Arthropoda, Insecta, Coleoptera, Chrysomelidae.
AAAAGUGAAAUUUCCAACAUCCAUUAUGGUCUGGGGCAGUAUGUCAUCAAAAGGAGUAGGAAAACUUCAUUUUAUUGAUGGAAAUGUGGAUAUAAAUAAAUAUUUGGCAAUUUUAGAAGAAUCGCUUUUACCAGUGAUAAAAGAAUUUUUGACAUCCGGCCAAGAUUUUGUGUUUCAGCAAGACGGUGUAGCGUGCCAUACCUCAAAAAAGGCUAUAAAAUGGACGGAAGAAAAUAAUGUACCAUUUUUGAAAUGGGUUUCUAGCAGUUCAGAUCUGUCACCUAUUGAAACUUUGUGGCACGAGAUGAAAAAGGUUCUACGACAACAUCCUGCUCGUACAAUCACCGAACUGAGACAAAAGCUUCAAUAA